This is a messenger RNA of Megalops cyprinoides (Indo-Pacific tarpon), 2484 nucleotides long. Its product is annotated as coenzyme Q-binding protein COQ10 homolog A, mitochondrial. NCBI's taxonomy places the organism in Eukaryota, Metazoa, Chordata, Actinopteri, Elopiformes, Megalopidae. Gene Ontology annotation, biological process: cellular respiration; ubiquinone biosynthetic process. The record is from RefSeq and is a predicted model, not a curated record. Gene Ontology annotation, molecular function: ubiquinone binding. The coding region runs from base 690 to 1436 and encodes 248 amino acids. The transcript has 5 exons. Gene Ontology annotation, cellular component: mitochondrion.
UCCCUGAAUAAACAGGGAUCAGGGAGCAAAAUUGCAAGUUAGAGCGAUUCUUGAUGUUUUUACGGGAAUGGGUUUAAGGUUAUGAUCCGUGUCUAAUAACCAACAUUACAAUAGAUUGGCCUCCUGUACAGUUGGUGGCAGCAAUACACCAGGGCUACCAUAAAACCUGCAAUUGAAACUGACCGAGGAAGAAGAGGCGUAUGUUACCGAACCGGUAUCUGAUUGAACGGAAGGUCGGGAAUUCGUUGUACGGGCAUUUAGGACUAGGGGGGACAUUAGGACAGCAAUGAGCACGUAUCAAGAAAUGACUCCCAAACGCUAGGAAGAGGAUCACGACGGUUUGGAAAAAGUUGUGCGACUUUAGCUAGAUCCUGGGCUGUAGAGCAAUGCGGCCUUUUAUGGUCUGUUUUAAAUGCUGUUCUGGUUUAUUGAUCUAAUGGUGUCUUUAACGUCCAUCAUAUUUUGUGUGUAAACUACAUUAGAAAAAGCAGUAUUGCCGCUGACAUCUGAGUGCUGUCAGUACCAGGAAGAAGGGAACUUAGCGGGACAUAAAGAGUUGGAUUUGUGCUGGGUCGCGGUUUGUUACCGUGUUAGUGCUUUCGUUCUCUGUGGGCACGGUUAGCUGCCCACUGUACUCUGGUCUUUUGGGUGGUACAGAACCCCUCGAUAACUAAACGAUAAACUGAAAGAUGGCCGUUUCGACGGGCGUCCGGCGAUUGCCCAUGGGCGUGCGAACGUUCAGUGAGCUCCUGGAGAUUGCCACCGUGGGUUCGAGCAGGUCCUGUAACACUGCAGGGUCCAGAGCCCGACUGAGACAGCCAAUCAGACACCUUUCAUCAUGUGGCAUUCUAAUGACCAGAACUCCCAGAAUGCUUUGCUACCUAGACUACGAGCUGACACCCAUUCCGCACAGCAGAACCUUCAUUAGCCUGACGAACAAGAGGAAGGAGUACUCGGAGCGUAGAAUCAUGGGGUACUCCAUGCAGGAGAUGUACGAUGUAGUGUCCAACGUUGAUGACUACAAACUCUUUGUGCCGUGGUGCAAGAAGUCUCAGACCAUCAUGAAGAGGACCAGUCACUCCAAAGCCCAGCUGGAAGUGGGCUUUCCCCCAGUUGUGGAACGGUACACAUCCAUGAUCACCAAUGUGCGCCCUCACCUUGUCAAGGCUGUGUGUACAGACGGCAAACUCUUCAACCACCUGGAGACGAUAUGGCGCUUCAGUCCGGGCCUCCCUGGCUAUCCCCGCACCUGCACUGUCGACUUCUCUAUCUCCUUUGAGUUUCGCUCCCUGCUGCACUCCCAGCUGGCCACAGUGUUCUUCGAUGAGGUGGUCAAGCAGAUGGUGGCCGCCUUCGAGCGUCGCGCCGGCAAAUUGUACGGCCCAGAGACCCGCAUCCCCCGGGAACUCAUGUUCCACGAGGUGCACCAGACGUGAGCGCGCGUGUGUCUGUGUGUGUAUGGUGCGCGUGCGUGUGUGUAUGUGUGCAUGUGCCCACCCCUUUUUCCUAUCAUCCUCUCACGGUACGGUCCAGUUCAUCUGUUACUCCUGGGACACUCAAAGCCAAAGAGUCUCUCCUUUCGGUUUACUUUCUACACCCCGCUCCCAACUACUGCAUGUUGCUUCCUGAACCCAUGGACCAAUCAGCUGGGCCCUCGCCCUUCCUGGAGUGAUGUCGGGGCCCUUUUUCAGUGCAACUUUCUUUUGAACAACAGCUGCCAUCUACCUCAUCACUGGGUUCCUGGCCCAUGCAUUGCCACUUGCAGUCUUGCCAGUAGAAUCGGGAUCUUGCCAUCAACGAUUAUAAAAUCUACUCUCAUGAGAGUGGAAAUUCAUCACAUGGAACAAUUGAAUUGUAUGUUAAUUCACAACAGCGGUGCAAUAAGUCUGUUAAACAAUAUGAGGAAAUCCAAAUGCAGGCGAGAAGUCUCCUGAGGUCAUAGACGCUUGUACCUAAAAUGCAUUUGAGUGUUUGAACUGAAACCCGUGAUCAGUGAAGGUUAUGGCACUGAGAGCCGCUCUGAAAGACUUGGUUCGUGUGGACUGCUGUUACAGUUUUUCUCCAGCGCUGGUGGUGUCCAAUCAUGUGUUGCAGUAGUUGUUUCUGCCGCAGUAGACAUUGUGACCUCAUGAAUCCUAUUAUUGAGGAGAGAGUAUUAUUUGGCAGGCUUUCUUGUCAACAUUUUUCUCCCUGAUGGGCACAGUUAUCAUUAAGAAUGCUUAUUUUUAAUUCUCAGUCAUUGCUUUUAGUUCUGGAAUUUCCCCUGGAAUGACAAAAUAGGGACCCAAUAAAUGUCUUCAACAAAAACUGCUAUUUUUAUUUUCAUAUUCAAAUGCAAUUCAUCUCUGUUUGUUCAAGACUGCAUUGACAAAGGCUUUUAUGCGUGUGCUGGCCAUGUGUGUCAUUAGGAAGAACAGACCAUUUCAUGAACCCACACAUGGCCAGGAGUGAUAGCCCAUAGUGUGUAUUUCCUGACUGAAUGUU